Balaenoptera acutorostrata (minke whale) is the source of this 3903-nucleotide messenger RNA. RefSeq names its product ATP binding cassette subfamily C member 11 (gene ABCC11). Gene Ontology annotation, molecular function: ABC-type transporter activity; ATP hydrolysis activity; purine nucleotide transmembrane transporter activity. NCBI's taxonomy places the organism in Eukaryota, Metazoa, Chordata, Mammalia, Artiodactyla, Balaenopteridae. Gene Ontology annotation, biological process: transmembrane transport. The record is from RefSeq and is a predicted model, not a curated record. Gene Ontology annotation, cellular component: membrane.
AUGACCAGAAGGAAGAUAUACUGGGUCCCCAGGUCUUCCGGUGACCUUGUGAAUCUCGGCUUGGAUGUAGAUGAUGACACAGUUUCAGGACUUAGCUAUAAAACUUUCACUCUUGAAGACAGCCCCUGGAGCCAGCAGGUGAGGGAACCUGAGGCACCAGAGAUGGGGAAGUACGAUGCUGCCCGGAGAACCAUGAUUCCCUUCCGUCCGAAGCCAAAGUUUCCUGCGCCCCAGCCCCCGGAUGAUGCUGGCUUGUUCUCUUACCUAACGCUGUCAUGGUUCAGCCCAGUCACGAUCCAAGAUUUACGGAAACGCUUAGAUGAGAACACCAUCCCCCAGCUGUCAGUACAUGAUGCCUCAGCCAAAAAUGCCAAAAGACUUCGUCUCCUUUGGGAAGAAGUCUCAAGGCAUGGAACUGACAAAGCUUCAGUGCUUCGAGUGAUGCUGAGAUUCCAAAGAACAAGGGUUAUUUUCAAUACGCUUUUGGGCAGCUGCUUCUCUGCCGCGAGUGUUCUGGGGCCAAUGCUGGUUAUACCAAAGAUCCUGGAAUAUACUGAAGAAUGGUUGGGGAACAUUGCCUAUGGAGUAGGGCUUUGCUUUGCCCUUUUUCUCUCCGAGUGUCUGAAGUCUCUGAGCAUGUGCUCAUGCUGGGUCGUCAACCAGCACACUGGCAUCAGGUUUCGUACAGCUGUCUUCUCCUUUGCCCUUGAGAAGCUGAUACAAUUGAAGUCUUUAACACACAUCACCAUGGGAGAGGCCAUCAGCUUCUUCACCAGCAACAUAAACUGCCUGUUUGAAGGGGUGUGCUAUGGGCCCCUGGCCUUGCUCACCUGCUUACUGCUGAUAGCCUGCAGCAUUACCUCCUGCCUCACUCUUGGACCCACAGCGCUCAUUGCCGUGCUUUGCUAUCUCCUGAUUUUACCACUGGAGAUAUUCCUGGCCAGAAAGGUUGUGAAGAUACAGAAUCAUGCAUCUGAGGUCAGUGACCAGUACAUCCGCAUGACCAGUGAAGUUCUCACAUGCAUUAAGUUGAUUAAAAUGUACACCUGGGAGAAACCAUUUUCAAAAAUCAUUAAAGAUCUCAGAAGAAAGGAAGUGGAGCUCUUGGAGAAGUGUGGGUUUAUCCGGAGCCUGACCACUGCUACCUUGUUCACAGCCUCCCCCAUGGCCUUAGUAGUGACGUUCCUCAUCCACACAGGCUUACGGCUGAAACUCACAGCUUCAGUAGCCUUCACCACCGUGGCCAACCUGAAUCCCAUGCGGCUGUCAGUGGUCUUAGUACCCUUCACAGUCAAAGGCCUCGCAAUGUCCAGGUCUGCCUCGGAGAGGUUCAACAAAUUUUUCCUCCAGGAGAGCCCUGUCAUAUACGUCAAGGCAUUGAAAGACCCCAGCAAAACAGUGGUUUGGGGGGAGGUCACCUUGUCGUGGAGAAAGACCUGCCCCAGGAUCGUCAAUGGAGCCUUGGAGCUGGAGAAGAAUGGACACACUCCUGAGGGGAUGACCAGGGCUCAGCCUCCUCUGGGUGCCCUCAGGCCAGAGGACAAAGGGGACACCCGGGCCCCAGAGUUGCACAAGGUAAACCUGGUGGUGUCAAAGGGGACCAUGCUAGGGGUCUGUGGCAGCACAGGGAAUGGCAAGAGCAGCCUGCUGUCAGACAUCCUGGGGGAGACGCACUUGCUGGAGGGCUCGGUGAGGGUGCACGGAGGCCUGGCCUAUGUCCCCCCGCAGGCCUGGAUCAGGGGAAGCAUUCGGGGAAACAUUCUCACGGGAAGCCAGUACGACAAGGCCCGGUACCUCCAGGGGCUCCGCUCCUGCUCCCUGAACCACGAUCUGGAAAUUCUGCCCUUCGGAGACACGACGGAGAUCGGGGAGCGGGGCCUCAACCUCGGGGGCCAGAAACAGAGGAUCAACCUGGCCCGAGCUGUCUACUCAGACCGCGAGCUUUACCUGCUGGACGACCCCCUGUCGGCCGUGGACACCCACGUGGGGAAGCACACCUUUGAGGAGUGCAUUAACAAGGCGCUCAGGGGGAAGACCGUCAUCCUGGUGGCCCACCAGCUGCAGUAUUUAGAGUUUUGAGACCAGAUCAUUUUGUUAGAAGACGGGAAAAUCUGUGAAAAAGGAAUUCACAGUGAGUUAAUACAGAAGAAGGGGCGAUAUGCCCAGCUCAUCCAGAAGAUGCACGGGGAAGCCAUACAGGGCAUGUUGCAGGGCAUAGCAAAGGCAGCAGAAGAACUACAGGUGAAAGGUCAGGCCCAGACCACUUGUCCAGAAGAGCUUCUCAACGAAAAUGCUGGUAAAAGUGCUGGGGAACAGAGUGAGAACCUCUGCCUGCCUGCAUCUUCCAGAGGCCCUGGCAUUUCCUCCUGGAUGAGAGACCAGGCCAUGUCACUCAUUGAACGGGGUCCCAGACAUUGCACAUACAGGCUACAGAUCCAAGAAAAGAAAACAAGGAAGCUCACAGUCGACCCCUCUGAAGUUUGCUGCUCCCCACCUGAGACGGCAAGUGAACUAUACUUGGUCAGCAGGAUCCAGGUGUUUGCCAUGAGGGCUGCUGUGUCCCGCUGCCCCAUGUGUUUCUUUGACGCCACCCCAACAGGCCGACUCCUGAACUUCUUUGCAGGGGACUUGCGUGAGCUGGACCAAUUCUUGCCCACUGUGGCUGAACAGUCCCUGCUCCUGAUUCUGGUGGUGACCACCAUCCUGAUGAUUGUCAGUGCGGCGUCUCCCUCUGUCCUGCUGACGGGAGUCGUAAUACUCAUUGUUUGCCUCGUUUAUUUUAGAAUGUUCAAGAGGGCCAUCAAUGCGUUCAAGAGCCUGGAGAACUACAGUUCCCCUUUACUUUCCCACAUCCUCACCACUCUGUACGGCCUGAGCUCCAUCCAUGUCUAUGGAGAAACUGAAGAUUCCAUCAGCAAGUUUAAAAGGCUGACGGUUGCGCAGAAUAACUACCUGCUGAGGUUUCUGUCUUCCACGCGAUGGGUGGCACUGAAGCUGGAGCUCAUGACCAACAUGGUGACCUUGAUGGUGGCCUUGUUCACGUUUUUUGGAGUUUCCUCUGCCCCUUAUUCCUACAAAGCCAUGGCUAUCAGCCUUGUCCUGCAGCUGGCGUCCAACUUCCAGGCCUGUGUCCGGAUUAGUUCAGAGACAGAGGCAUACUUUACAGCUGUGGAGAGGAUGCUGCAGUACAUGAGGAUGUGUGUCUCUGAAGCUGCUUUACACAUAGAAGGCACGAACUGUCCCUACGGGUGGCUGCAGCAUGGGGAAAUCACAUUCCAGGAUUAUCAGAUGAAAUACAGAGACAACACGCCUAUUGUCCUCUACGGCCUCAACCUGACGAUUCGUGGCCAGGAAGUGGUGGGCAUUGUGGGAAGGACAGGCUCUGGGAAGUCCUCCCUGGGAGUGGCUCUCUUCCGUCUGGUGGAACCAGCCGUGGGCCGCAUCCUCAUCGACGGCGUGGACAUCUGCAGCCUCGGCCUGGAGCACCUGCGGUCCAAGUUCUCGGUUAUCCCUCAAGAUCCUGUCCUGCCGUCAGGGACCAUCAGGUUCAACCUGGACCCCUUUGACCACUGCACAGAUGAGCAGAUCUGGGAUGCCUUGGAGAGGACGUUUCGUACCCAUCACAUCAUCCUUAUUGAUGAGGCCACGGCCUCCAUUGACGUGGAGACGGACACCCUGACCCAGCGCACAAUCUGUGAAGGCAUCCGGGGCUGCACAGCGCUGAUUAUCGCACACCGCGUCACCACCAUCCUCAACUGUGACCGCAUCCUGGUCAUGAGCAACGGGAAGGUGGUGGAGUUUGACAGGCCUGAGGUCCUGCAGAAGAAGCCCGGGUCCAUGUUCGCAGCCCUGCUGGCGACAGCCAGUUCUUCGCUGAGCUCAGGAGAAGGGAGACCGCGGUGA